Molecule: messenger RNA, 1035 nt
Organism: Centropristis striata (black sea bass)
Lineage: Eukaryota; Metazoa; Chordata; Actinopteri; Perciformes; Serranidae
Product: homeobox protein Hox-D11b-like
Exons: 3
Coding region: 1-888 (295 amino acids)
Biological process (GO): anatomical structure development; regulation of transcription by RNA polymerase II
Cellular component (GO): nucleus
Molecular function (GO): DNA-binding transcription factor activity, RNA polymerase II-specific; RNA polymerase II cis-regulatory region sequence-specific DNA binding
Source: RefSeq, a predicted model, not a curated record
AUGUAUUUACCAGGCUGCACGUUUUCGUCAAAGUCAGACUUUGGCUCCAUCGCUCCAUCGCUUUUAACGGAGCACAGCAGCGCUUCGGCGAGAGGACUGCAGGACUACCGGGGCUACAGCCACCCUGAGCCCGGACAGCAGCACCGUCCUCCGUGGAGAUGGAGCCUCCAGCAGGAGAACCGGCCCAACACCUCUGCGCCGCCGGUGGAAGCUGUUCAUCACGAGUACCAGGGCUUGGCGUCCUCACCAGAGACCUUAUUCACCGCAGGUAAAGAGGGUUUCCUGUACGGUGGAUCGGUUUACAGCGCAUCUGGUCCUCGUUUUCUCGCCGGAGACGCGCGGCGUUUCCCCGGCAGAUUCCCGGCGUUCAACCCGGACUCACAGCUCCUCUUCCCGGCAGGGAGGAGUAGAGUCCUGCCGCCGGUUUUCGACCAGUUUUUUGACUAUGCAGACAGAGGACUGGACCCGAACGCACAGGUUACACAUGGGAGCCAACAGCAGAAAGACGCGGAUGGAGUCGAGUGGAUGAGCUGUCGCACCGAGGAGAGGAGCAAGGUGAAGGCCGAGUCAGAGGCUCCUCAGGCCGGCAGGGAGGACGAGGAGGAUGCACCGUUAUCCAGCAGCAGCGCAGGAGACUGCAGCCAUGGCCCGACAGAGCCUUGUGUGAGGAGAAACAAGCGCUGUCCUUACUCCAGGCUGCAGAUCACAGAGCUGGAGAGAGAGUUUCUCUUCAACAUAUACAUCAACAAGGACAGACGCAUGCAGCUGUCCCGCCUUCUGCGCCUUACAGACCGACAGGUGAAAAUCUGGUUCCAGAACAGAAGAAUGAAAGAGAAGAAACUGAGAAGAGAGACUCUGCUGUACCACGCAGGAUAUCACCUGUUCUGAUGGACAAAGAAGUAAGAGACAGUCUUGGUCAUGCACAAACAGUGUGACAACUCCGCCGGAACACUAUCAUUCCAACUAUAUAUGCAACAACAAAUUAAAUCAAGGCACAAACAAAUAAAUGAACUGAAGUUCCUGCCAACAAAGGAG